Abrus precatorius (Indian licorice) is the source of this 2720-nucleotide messenger RNA. Its product is annotated as sister chromatid cohesion protein SCC4. Gene Ontology annotation, biological process: maintenance of mitotic sister chromatid cohesion; mitotic sister chromatid cohesion. The transcript has 13 exons. Gene Ontology annotation, molecular function: double-stranded DNA binding; protein binding. Gene Ontology annotation, cellular component: SMC loading complex; chromatin. The record is from RefSeq and is a predicted model, not a curated record. Lineage: Eukaryota; Viridiplantae; Streptophyta; Magnoliopsida; Fabales; Fabaceae. Bases 128 to 2296 code for a protein of 722 amino acids.
ACACAAAGCAAGUAGCAAAAAAAGGGAAAAAGGAAAAACGGUGGUUGAAUAUUUGGAAGUGGAUUAGAUGGAGGGAGUGGUGAAACCGUGAAAGGGGUUAACAGAAGAAGAAGAAGAAUCGUUAACGAUGGAGGCGGUGGCGGAGGGGUUAUGGGGACUUGCAGAGUAUCAUGAGAAGAGAGGUGAAAUAGGGAAAGCAGUGAAGUGUCUCGAAGCCAUUUGUCAGAGCCAAGUCUCCUUCUUCCCAAUCGUUGAGGUCAAAACCCGCCUCCGCAUUGCCACUCUCCUCCUCCACCAUUCUCACAACGUCAACCACGCUAGGUCUCACCUCGAACGUUCUCAAUUGCUUUUGAAGUCUAUUCCUUCUUGCUUCGAAUUGAAGUGUCGAGCUUAUAGCUUGCUUAGUCAGUGUUACCAUCUCGUUGGAGCUAUUGCGCCUCAGAAACAAGUCUUGUACAAGGGCCUCGAGCUUACUUCAUCUGCAGGAUAUGAGAUUUCAAUGAAAUUGUGGGCUUGCAACUUCAAUUCACAGCUUGCAAAUGCUUUAUCAAUUGAAGGAGACUACCGGGGUUCAAUCUCUGCCUUAGAGUGUGGAUAUGUCUGUGCUACUGAAGUACGCUACCCGGAGUUGCAGAUGUUUUUCGCCACUUCAAUAUUGCAUGUCCACCUCAUGCAAUGGGAUGAUGAUAAUUUGGUUGAGCAAGCUGUUAAUAAAUGCAACGAGAUUUGGGAGUUAAUUGGGCCCGAUAAAAGACGACAAUGCCCUGGCUUACUCUUUUAUAAUGAAUUACUGCACAUAUUCUAUCGACUGCGGCUAUGUGAUUACAAGAAUGCUGCACCCCAUGUAGACAAUCUUGAUGCUGCCAUGAAGGCUGAUAUGCAGCGAACACAACAUAUACAAGAGCUAGUGAAGGAGCUCAAUGCUUUAGAUCAAAGUCUCUCCCGAUCUGACCUUCACUACAGGGAUAGGGUAGCAUUAUCUGAAAAGCAAACAAUGAUUCAGGAGCAGCUGAAAAACAUGAACGGAUUGAGUUCAAUUGGGCGGGAAUCUCUGCAACCAGUAUAUUUUGGGAAUGUUAGAAGGGCAAUAGGAGAUAAGCUUCAGUUAGCACCUCCUCCUAUUGAUGGUGAAUGGCUUCCCAAAAGUGCCGUUUAUGCAUUAGUUGAUCUAAUAGUUGUUAUAUUUGGGCGUCCAAAAGGACUUUUUAAGGAGUGUGCAAAGCGCAUACAAUCUGGGAUGCGAGUAAUUCAAGAUGAGUUAGUGAAGCUUGGGAUUACUGAUGGAGUCAGAGAAGUGGAUUUACAACACUCUUCUAUAUGGAUGGCUGGUGUGUACUUAAUGCUACUAGUUCAGUUUCUUGAAAACAAAGUAGCCAUAGAGCUCACUCGAGCAGAAUUUGUUGAAGCACAAGAGGCUUUGGUACAGAUGAAAAAUUUGUUCAUGCGGUUUCCAACUAUAUUACAGGCAUGUGAAUGUAUUAUUGAGAUGCUUAGAGGCCAAUAUGCACAUUCUGUUGGCUGUUAUCAUGAAGCUGCUUUUCAUUUUAUCGAAGCUAUGAAGCUUACAGAGAGCAAAUCAAUGCAAGCUAUGUGCCAAGUUUAUGCAGCUGUCUCUUACAUCUGCAUUGGUGAUGCUGAAUCUUCUUCACAGGCACUUGAUUUGAUUGGGCCAGUUUAUGGAGUUAUGGAUUCUUUUGUAGGAGUUAGAGAGAAAACAGGUGUUCUUUUUGCUUAUGGUCUUUUAUUGAUGAAGCAACAGGAUCUACAAGAAGCAAGAAAUCGCUUAGCAAGGGGCUUGCAGCUGACACAUACGUAUUUGGGGAACCUUCAACUUGUUUCCCAAUAUUUGACAAUCCUUGGCAGUUUAGCCCUUGCAUUGCGUGACACUGUACAAGCCAGGGAGAUAUUGAGAUCUUCUUUGACCUUGGCAAAGAAACUUUAUGAUAUUCCUACACAGAUUUGGGUGCUAUCUGUUUUGACAGCUUUAUAUAAAGAAUUAGGGGAAAGGGGAAACGAAAUGGAGAAUGCUGAGUAUCAGACUAAAAAAUUAGAAGAUUUGCAGAGGAGACUCGCUGAUGCACAUGCAUCCAUUUAUCAUAUUGAAAUCAUUGACAAAGUAAGACUAGAAGUUCACCAAUUACACGAUUUGGACAUUAAGCGUGCAAUGGCAGGGCCGACUAUGGGAGUCAAUCUUGAUAUUCCAGAAUCUAUUGGUUUGUCAGCACCCUUGCCUGCUCCAUCAUCAUCAAGGCUAGUUGAUAUAGACACGGGAAGACGUGGAAAAAGGAGAAUUUAGUGUUUUCUUGUGCAGGAAAAUCCAUUAUAUUUCUUGUGAAUUAAUUACAGACAAUUGCUCGGAAGUCCAAGCAGGUUGAAGAAUUUAGCAGAUAGGGUUUCCAGCUGACCACUUACCAGCAAAGUUUUCUAUCAUGUGCAUCACUGUUAAAGAUUAUGUACAGUAAAUAUUAUUCAUAAGUUAUACAGUAGAAUAGAUGAUAGAACUCACCGGUUAACAUUAGAAUAGGCUUUUUGGUAUUAAAAGAGAAAAAAAAUGUAAAAUAAUUGUUGGAAGGCAGUUCUGUAGGAUUUACUGUGUUUUAUUCAUCUGUUUAUAGCAUAUCCUAAUCCACGGAAAUCAGUUUGCUUUCUCAUUUAAAGAUGUCAGUCAUACUGGAAACCAAUUGCAAAAGUUUUAGUGAAAUAGAAUUUCAUGUAUUAUC